Rubroshorea leprosula is the source of this 1996-nucleotide messenger RNA. The record is from the annotation of a GenBank genome assembly. NCBI's taxonomy places the organism in Eukaryota, Viridiplantae, Streptophyta, Magnoliopsida, Malvales, Dipterocarpaceae.
GUUUAUUCCUAAACCUCUCGUUUCGCAUUCGAUUCUUGCUCAAUUUAGGCCGUCGCUCCUUAGGGCUUUACACACCUUCUGUCUGUCUCCAAUUCAAUCCAAGGCAGCGCCUUGCACCGUCUCUCUCUCUCUCUUUCCCGGUGCCGCCACACCCGCCAUGUCUCAGGUGGACAACAGAAACUCCUCUGCGGCCAAGCGUGCUAGAACUGAUGGCAGUCGUAGGGAAGAUGAUUGGACCUGCCCCAGCUGUGGCAAUGUCAAUUUUUCGUUUCGGACUACUUGUAAUAUGCGCAAUUGCACUCAACCGAGGCCAGCUGAUCAUAACUCGAAAUCUGCUGCCAAGCCUGUCCAGGCACCUCAGAAUUACUCAUCAACAGCACCUUAUGUGGGUUCAGGUCCACCUGCUUCGAUGUAUUUGGGUGUGCCACCUUAUGGUUCUUCCCUCUUCAAUGGAUCCUCUAUUCCUCCUCCAUAUGACAUUCCUUUCUCUGGUGCCUCGGCCUAUCAUUACAAUUAUGGCAGCCGCAUAUCUGGUGGCAGUCCUUAUAGACCACUGCACAUGUCUGGACCACCACCCCAUUAUUCUGGCGGAUCCAUAAUUGGAAAUGGUGGGAUGUAUGGGAUGCCCCCAUUGAUGGACCGAUAUGGCUUGGGCUUGCCAAUGGCCCCUCCACCAAUGGGACCAAGACCAGCAUUUUAUCCAGAUGAUAAAUCUCAGAAAAAAGAUGCAGCACGUGAUAAUGACUGGACAUGCCCAAAAUGUGGAAAUGUCAACUUCUCUUUCCGAACUGUUUGUAACAUGAGGAAGUGCAAUACACCAAAGCCUGGAUCACAGGCUGCAAAAUCAGAAAAGAAUUCCAAGCAAAAGAUGCCCGAAGGUAGCUGGAAGUGUGAGAAGUGUAACAACAUAAACUUUCCAUUCAGGACCAAGUGCAACAGGCAGAAUUGUGGGGCUGACAAACCUGCUGAGACAAAGAAGUCUCCUUCACCAGCACCAAGUGAAAAUGAUCAGUGAGUACUAGGGCAUGUUUGAGGGUUGAGAAGGUCCAGAGUUGUCAUCCAGCAUUGCUCAAUAUGGGUGGGUGUCUGAAAGUCAGUCUUGUCGUCCUCAUGUUGCAGCGGUUGUCAAGUUACUCUACUUUCUCAUGAUCAGUGUCCAGUUGUUGUACUAAUGCUUUGGUACCUAUGGUCUUAAUGGAUCCUUGAUGCAUUAUGUUAUGUGUCAACCAUGUUAAUUUGGAAAAAGUAUUUUACAGGUUGGUUGUGGUUUCUAUUAGUUAGGUUUUGUACUUUCGGAAUCAACUCAUCUUUUCUAGUAGGUUUGUUAUCUUGGAUUUUAGAUAUCUUGGUAGUGGCAAGAUGAUACAGGCUGCAAGAUCCUGGUUUUGAUUUGGUUUUAUAAUGUCUCUGCUGAGUUAGCCGUAGAAGCUUCUUUCAGAAGCAUAUGGAGUAUUCAACUUCCUAAUUUAUUUUGUAUCUCCUGCAUGAAAGUCUUGGGUUAUAGAAUGUGUCUGGCCAUUAUAUAGUUGCCUAUAGGAUAUGAUUACCUCUUUCUUUCACGUUGUUGCCUCUGGUGUGAUCCAGGUAUGGAUCUAUUCUCGUGAUUUUUAAGGAUUCUCUACAUUACUCAAAGAUUACUUCUAGUUUCAUGCAACCAGGAAUUUCUCAGGGAGACAUUUGCCCAAAGAGUACUUCCUAUUCUUACAUCAUUCUGGUCCAUUAAUCUGUUGUAUGGUAUUCCCAUCAUAGGGGAUAAAUUUAUAUCCCCAUGGCAACUCAAGAAACUGUUGUCCUGUUGGGUACAUGAAGGUUCCUGUUUGAGGAUCUGUUUUAGUAUGUGAGGCUUGUGGGAUGCCAUGACGCCUUGUUGGUAACUGAUUAUGAGGAAUUUCGGAUCCUUAUAGAAGAUUAGAGUCAGUCUGUAUGUUAUGUGUAUGGCCUUCUAGAUGGUGUUGCUUGUCAUUUUUUUUUUUUUAAAUAAUUUUGGCCAAAGAUA